This is a messenger RNA of Rhinichthys klamathensis goyatoka, 890 nucleotides long. Its product is annotated as ferritin, middle subunit-like. The transcript has 4 exons. NCBI's taxonomy places the organism in Eukaryota, Metazoa, Chordata, Actinopteri, Cypriniformes, Leuciscidae. Gene Ontology annotation, biological process: intracellular iron ion homeostasis; iron ion transport. The coding region runs from base 125 to 649 and encodes 174 amino acids. Gene Ontology annotation, cellular component: cytoplasm. Gene Ontology annotation, molecular function: ferric iron binding; ferrous iron binding. The record is from RefSeq and is a predicted model, not a curated record.
ACCAAGAGGUUCUUGCUUCAACAGUGAUUGAACGGAACUUCGAUCUCGCCUUGAAAAAUUCUCCUUUCAUAUUUAUUAUUUUUUACCAACGUUUUGAUUAAAAAAAGACGAAAAAUCCGCCGAAAUGGAUUCCCAGAUUCGCCAGAACUACGAGCGCGACUGCGAGGCUUUGAUCAACAAGAUGAUCAAUUUGGAGCUUUACGCUUCAUAUACUUACACUUCAAUGGCUCACUAUUUCAAACGGGAUGAUGUGGCUCUUGCUGGUUUUGCCAAGUUCUUCAAGGAGAACAGUGAGGAGGAGCGCGAGCAUGCCGAGAAAUUCAUGGAGUUCCAGAACAAUAGGGGCGGACGCAUUGUCCUUCAAGACGUAAAGAAACCUGAGCGCGAUGAGUGGGACAAUGGACUGACCGCGAUGCAGUGCGCUCUUCAGCUGGAGAAGAACGUCAAUCAGGCUCUGCUGGAUCUACAUAAGGCCGCCUCUGAGAAGACAGACCCACAUCUGUGUGACUUCCUGGAGACUCACUACCUGAAUGAGCAGGUGGAGGCCAUCAAGAAGAUUGGUGACCACAUCACCAACCUUUCCAAGAUGGAUGCUGGCAACAACAGGAUGGCGGAGUACCUGUUUGACAAGCACACCCUGAGCAGCUAAAUGCAGCUCUCAGAUCAUCUGCAAAACCUCCAGCUAUAUUCUAGGCUUAAAUCAUCAAGCUAAUGUUGUCAUGCAGCUCUUAGGCAAAUUUUUAAACUUUGAAAGAUUAACACGUUAACAUUUUAGAGGCUACAUUUCACUGUAUAACAUGCAUGGCUCUUAAAUUAGCCAUCAAGCCAAUGCUCUCUUUUUGAAUACACUGGUUUUAAGUGAAUUUGGUGAAUAAACAUUUUUGGCUGGA